AUGACCGUGCAAAAGGAGUUCUUUCCGUCCGCACGCACCUCCGUUCAGUACGCCUCGUACGUUUCCGAAUCAUUCACGGUCACCUCCGUCGACCUACGCCAUUCCCAGCCGUACACCACGCCCUCGUUCCCGUUCUCUAGCCAUCCUAUUUAUGGCGGUCUUCCUUCAUCAUCUACCCCUUCCUCUGGAUCGCCGUUCGACGUUUCCCGUCGGCAGCCUGCGCAUGUACCAACAUCAAGACGCGAACUCGCAAUCAUCGAUGACACUCACAAGAGGCGCGCAAGAAAACAUCCGUCCUUUGGAGUGCUGCGCAGGAUUCUUUGGGCCAUCGCUCUCGCCCUGGCCGAUUAUAUCGCGCAUGGCACCGUCUACGCCUUGCUUUCCGGCGCUGCGGCUCUAGUGUGCACCUCUGCAGGCUACAUCUUCCUCAUGUCGCGUGAGCCAUACAAAAGCUCAAAUCGGGAGACGAUCCUCUGCGUGAGCAGCAUCGGCGGUGCCGCAAUAGGCUUCGCGAUCUUCACCUUCUGCUGGGGCUUGACUCAGGUGGAACGGCGCUGGAUGCGGAGGCACGACCCGGCGGAUGGUGUCGAACAUAGACUCGGUGAAGCCAUCAUGCCGCUCGGGUUGCUCUGCGGCGUCGCCGUCGGCGGGCUGUUGGGAGCGUAUGCGGGCGCGUGCUUUCUGGGAAGCGGACUGGACGGGGGGCUGAAUGAGGCACAUGCGUUCAGACUCGGCGCCGCCGGGUUCAUGACGGUACUGGAAGGACUCGUGUUGCUCGUCUUCGUGGAGCUAUACGCACGACGCGCACUGGGACUGAGCGAUGAAUCGGGCGAAGAACGCAAGUACCUGAAUCUCUCUCGAAGUCACCCAAAAGUCAUUUGUCAAAUCUGGCAGCCCAGAAUUUGGAAAUGA
Molecule: messenger RNA, 912 nt
Organism: Rhodofomes roseus
Lineage: Eukaryota; Fungi; Basidiomycota; Agaricomycetes; Polyporales; Fomitopsidaceae
Exons: 3
Coding region: 1-912 (303 amino acids)
Source: RefSeq, a predicted model, not a curated record